This is a messenger RNA of Scomber japonicus (chub mackerel), 1193 nucleotides long. It is a transcript of the gene inka1b, whose product is annotated as inka box actin regulator 1b. The transcript is spliced from 3 exons. The record is from RefSeq and is a predicted model, not a curated record. Gene Ontology annotation, cellular component: nucleus. NCBI's taxonomy places the organism in Eukaryota, Metazoa, Chordata, Actinopteri, Scombriformes, Scombridae. Bases 168 to 1091 code for a protein of 307 amino acids. Gene Ontology annotation, molecular function: protein serine/threonine kinase inhibitor activity; protein kinase binding.
UGCAGACCUUGGUCUGGUUCAGAGGAGGGAGGACACGGAGACACAUCACCUCUGACAAACUAUAUAUAUAUAUGUGAAGUUGUUGAUUGUCUCGGAUCGGUUUAACAGCAAAUGCAAAGAAACAAUUAACAAGGAUUAUAACUUUGCUGCAGACGCGUACUUAAGCAAUGCUGUGUUUAAGAGAUUCCACUGACUGCCUCCGAGACCAAAUGCAGUACAUGAUGAGAUCCUUGCAGGACCUGAAGCAGAUAAGCAGGCCGAGGCCACUGAGUGAACCGUGUGUUCGGUCCUUCGCUGUAACACGGCUUUGCAAACAGAGGGCACAGCAGGAAAGACUCACUCGUCUACGUAGAUCUGAAGCCCAUGAAGUCAGCACCUAUGACUCUGCCUGCUGUCUGACCAGCCACUUGGAGGAGGAGGAAGAGCAUGAGCGUUUGGCACAAGGCUCCCCCAGCAGUGAAAAGAGUCUGGACUUUGACUCAGGAUACUCUGAGGCGUCUUGGCAAGAUGAAGGUGUAGUGCUAAGAAGAACUAGAAAUGUGCGAGUCUCUUCUUCUGCCUGCCUCCGCACAAACAGGGGACCUUGUGGCCGUGUGCGGCCCAAAUCAACCUCGGACGCUUGCCUGGAGCGCUGGACCUCUUUUGAGGCCAGUGACCCAGAGGACUGGACAACGUCACUGCUGAGCCGCAGCAGGAACAGACAGCCUCUGGUUCUGGGAGACAACAGCUUUGCUGACCUAAUAAAGAACUGGAUGGACCUACCAGAGUGUCCUGAGCCAGCAGAACUAAAGCCCAGUGCAGGCCGGCGUCUUGCCAAAGACAUUUUGGUCAACAUGCGCAGGAGACUGGCAGGGAUGUCUAAAAGUGUGGAGGUGAGGCAAAGGCCAGCAGACUCCGCAAGGGUCAGUAGAGCUGCAGAGGCUCCAAAACGGAUGUCAUGCCCAGUGGGAAUCCAGUCUCUUAAACCUUUCUUUCACCAAUCGCACACAGGCUUACAUGAACUAGAUAGUGACUUCUACCAGUUCACCGCUCUCAUGAAGACGGGCAGCCGACAACCCAUCAUAUGCAAUGAUAUCAUUGGAUACAUUUGAGUGAGGCGGUAACUAUGGACCAAACUUUUGACACAAAUUUAAGAUGAUUCCAUUUUCAUAAUUGGGUUUUGUCCAUACUGUCAAUACUUCCGAAAUAAAGUU